This is a messenger RNA of Vitis vinifera (wine grape), 1437 nucleotides long. RefSeq names its product WD repeat-containing protein RUP2. The transcript has a single exon. Gene Ontology annotation, biological process: response to UV-B. Bases 86 to 1234 code for a protein of 382 amino acids. Lineage: Eukaryota; Viridiplantae; Streptophyta; Magnoliopsida; Vitales; Vitaceae. Gene Ontology annotation, molecular function: protein binding. The record is from RefSeq and is a predicted model, not a curated record.
UCCGGGCAAGAUAAGGUUGAAUGAGAGUCUUUCAUUGGUCGGAAAGACAAGAGAUUCCACCACUGUCAUCACUUAUGAAUGGGAAAUGAAAAACUUCUCAACGCAAUUCAAUCCUCAAAGCCCAGAAGUAGAAAACCCAAACAUACAAGAAGAAAAGGCAGAACAACACAUAGAAGAAGAAAGAGCUAGGUGCGACUGGGAAUUCAAUCUCUCCACUGUUGUUACCUCGAGCUCCACCGGAGCCAGCACUGACACCAUCGGCGUCAUAGAGUUCGACCCCUCUGAUAACCUCGUGGCCACUGGAGGAAUCGCUCGGAAAAUUAGAGUUUAUAGUGUAAAAUCCUUGUUGCCCGGCGAAAAUCAUAGCCAUGGUGAGCACAACGUUAAAUUGUUACAACACAAUAAUGCAUGUGACUACUAUAUAUGGACCCCGGCUAAGCUCAGUAGCCUAAGGUGGAAACCGGGCUCCUCCGGCCGAGUACUCGGCUCCGGCGACUACGAUGGGGUGGUCACCGAGUACGACCUCGACCGGAAAAUCCCCAUUUUCGAGCGAGACGAGCACGGUGGACGUCGAAUAUGGAGCGUGGACUACUCACAUUGGAAUCCGUUUGUGGGUGCGUCGGGGUCUGACGAUGGCACCAUACAAAUGUGGGAUCCACGUUGCGAAGGAACAACGAAUGUAGCGAAAGUACGACCCAGUGCGGGCGGGGGCGCCGUGUGUUGUGUGGAGUUCAACCCCUUCGGCGGUCCAUUGGUCGCCGUCGGGUGUGCGGACCGAAGAGCCUACGGCUAUGACGUGAGGAAGAUGGUCGACCCGGUACUAAUAUUCGACGGACACCAAAAACCGGUGACCUACGUGCGGUUCCUGGAUGAGCAUAUGAUGGUAACGUCAGGGACGGAUGGGUGCUUGAGGCUUUGGAGUAUGCAUGAUGCCCGAAUGAUUCGGGUGUACAUGGGGCAUAUGAAUACUCGGAACUUUGUUGGGUUGUCAGUAUGGAGGACAGGCGGGUUACUGGGAUGCGGGUCGGAAAAUAACCAUGUAUUCGUGUAUGACAAGAGGUGGAGUGAGCCCAUAUGGGUGCAUGAAUUCGGGGGAGGGAGUAGAGAUGGGUGUGACCCGAAAUUUGUGAGCAGCGUGUGUUGGAGGCAAGUGGGUAAGGAUGUGUGCACCCUUGUGGCUGGUGGGUCGGAUGGGAGUCUGCAGGUGAUUUUGGGGAAGAGGAGGGCAUUUUGAUGGUAGGACAAAUUUAGUGAAACAGGAAAUUAAAGACUAGUAUCUAUUAAAAAAAGAAAGGAGAAGAGAGAAAUAGAUGAUGAUUUGUUUAGUUGUUCGUGUCUUUUUUCUUUGAUGUUAACUAAUGACUACUUGUUCCAUGUUUAAAAAUACAAUGAAGAAAACAUUGGGAAGUUGGUAAUUCCUUCUAUGAAAAAAAAAAA